Messenger RNA from Phragmites australis (common reed), 1221 nucleotides. RefSeq lists its product as uncharacterized. The record is from RefSeq and is a predicted model, not a curated record. The transcript is spliced from 2 exons. Lineage: Eukaryota; Viridiplantae; Streptophyta; Magnoliopsida; Poales; Poaceae. Bases 33 to 1070 code for a protein of 345 amino acids. Gene Ontology annotation, molecular function: protein binding.
CAUGACCACAGUGCCUCUGGCCUCUCCGCACCAUGGAGCUGGAGCUCGAAGCCGGCGGCGGCGGAACCAGGGCGGUAUCCCUCUCCGUUGACUCCCCAACGGCCGACCUCGGCCGUGGCGACCUAGGCCACGGCGGCUCCUCCCGGGACGGCACCGUCUCGCGCCGCCACGUGUGCCUCCGCCUCCUCGAUGCUGGCGGCGGGGUCGCGUUCGCGGUUGUGGGUAAGAACCCCGUGGUCGUCCGCCGCUCGUCGAACGGCAGAAGCGGAAGCAGCAGCAGCAGGGUGUUCCGCCGCGGCGAGAAGGGCGAGCUCAGGCCCGGGGACGGGCUGUCGCUGUCGCUGAAGGCGCCUUCCUUCUGGGCGGUGCGGAGGAGGGAGGGGAACGGGGAGGGGGAGGUGGAGGUGGAGCCCGCCGUGCUGGAUGCGGUGGCGAGGCGGGAGAGGCGGACGCGGGAGCGGAAGGAGAGGGAGAUGCGAGUUGCGGAGAAAGAGGCCAUGGAGGUCACCGAAGAGGAGGAGGGGGCCGCGGGCUCUGAUGUGGAGGGUUUGGAAAUCGAUUUAGCAAGCGUCGAUCCGGUUCGAGAAUUUGGGUUCUUGUCAAUGGGCCAUGAAUUUGACAGUUACCCGAAGGGAAGGAUUCGUCCUCCAAAGGAUUGGAAUUGGUUUUUAGAGGAAAUAAAGAGGAACUCUGGUGAUGAAGAUGAUGAAGUUAGCAACAGGAGAGCUAGAUCCGCAGGUAGGGGUGGGAACAAGAAGAAGAAAGACGGAGAAGGUGAAGAUGACGAUUGGACUGAUGAGAGUGAGGAUGAAAAGGAGUCUCUGGCAAGAGGUCCUAGUGUGAAGAGACCAAAAUAUGUAACGAGAUCAAAGGAUCCGAAAAAGCCUCGUAAGGAAAACUCAAAGGUUAAAAGUGGCAAUAAUAGCGACAGGGAUGAAGGGGUCGAGGAUGAUGAGGACGAGGAAGAUGAAACACUGGGAGGUUUUAUAGUUAACGAAGAGGAUGAUGAGCCUAUGGAAGAGCUGAGCGAGGAAGAGGAAGAAUUUGAUGAUGAGGAUGACAAUGAUUGAUAACAACAUAAAAAAUCAACCUUCUCUGUGAUGAUGUAAAGCGCUGAUAAGUAGUUGUAUUUUGUUCUCCUUCGAACUUGUGUAAAUAUUGUCCGACAACUGUUGAAGUGAUGUUUUUCUUUUCUGAAAGAAUUGAAGUGCUGUUCGCUCA